GUCUGAGUUGGUUUUUGACCUAAGAUAAGUCAACAUACAGUGAUUUGGAUGAAGAGCUUUCAAGGGGUUUUUCACAGUAGAGAUGAGACAGGAAUACAUGGGGAGCAGAGAGAGGGGGUGAAGGAUCGGCAAAGGACCUCGAGCCGACAGUGAUGUAAACUAUUUGUACUGUAAGAGCCUCUGAGCUGUAGGGGUCAUGCAGUGAAUGGCUCCUGGCACGAAUAGUGGUACUUCUGACUGCGGCUUCUGUUCUGCUGGCUUUCGCUCGUGCCUGAUGUCAGGAUGGCGGCAUAUGUCCACAGUAAGGGUGUGUCCUGGGAGGUUAAAAAUGACACCUUGAUGCCAUCAGAUCGACUCCGGCAGGACAGAUCGGAGAGUCCGACCCCAGGCCUGGUGGAGGGUACUGAGCCAGGUGCAGGACAGGAAGGUGCCAUGUUCGUUCAUGCUCAGUCUUUUGAGGACCUGACUGCUGAUAGUGAGCCCAACACUGAUGACAAAUCUGCAGAGGUGGACGACGCUCAAGAAGAGGCUCUGGAAGAAAGAGACAAGGAGGAAAACUUAGAGGCUGAGCAGGAGGAAAAGGGGAAAGAGGAGCUGAAGAACAGCAACAAGGCGAAAGAGGAGGAUGUGAUGAGCGAAACAUGGCGGAGUCACAGAAAGCAUGUUUUCGUCUUGAGUGAGGCAGGAAAACCAAUCUACACGCGCUAUGGCACAGAGGAGGCACUCUCCAGCAUUAUGGGGGUCAUGAUGCUGCUUAUGUCAUUUGUGGAAGAUAAGAAGAACAUCAUACGCUCCAUUCAUGCAGAUGGCUACAGGGUGGUAUUCCUCAGGAAGAGCCCUCUUAUCCUGGUAGGAGUCUCUCGCACAAGCUGCUCGGACCGGGAAUUAACACGAGAGCUUCAGUAUGUGUAUUUCCAGAUAGUCAGCCUGCUCACCCUCACACAGCUGAACCACGUCUUCCAGCACCGGCAGAGCUAUGACCUGCGCCGCCUGCUGGCAGGCUCAGAGCAUCUCACCGACAACCUGCUGCGCCUCCUGGACCGAGACCCCAGCCUGCUGCUGAGCGCCGUGAUGUGUCUUCCUCUGGCCAACUCAGCCCGUGACGUGGUCUCCUCCAGCUUACAGGCCGCAAAAGCCAAAAACCUAGUAUUCUCUAUCUUGCUUGCCGGAAACAGGCUGGUGACACUUGUGCGCAAAAAGGACCAGUUCCUGCACCACAUGGACCUGCACUUGCUCUUCAACUUGGUCGGCUCUUCAUCCUCUUUUCGUGAAGGCGAGGGUUGGACACCCGUAUGUCUGCCCAAGUUUAACCCGGCUGGAUUUUUCCAUGCCCAUAUUUCUUACCUAGAGCCAGCCUCAGAUCUGUGUCUGAUCCUGGUGUCCACCGAUCGUGAGGAUUUCUUUAACCUCUCUGACUGUAAGAAGCGCUUCCUGGAGCGUUUGCGCAGACGCAGUGCCUAUCAGUCCCUGCAGGAGGCACUGAACACACCAAGCUACUCCGUCUCACAGGUCGGCAUACCUGAGCUGAGACACUUUGUGUACAAAUCUAAAAGCUCUGGGCUCUAUACUAGCCCUGAUCUUCCAGCACUGUAUGAGGGGGGAGAGGAGCAGGAGAGGCUGAUGGGAUUGUAUCAGCACCUGCACAGCUGCCUGCAUCACCCCACACGUCCACUGCGCUGCAUCUACCGCUGCACAGACACCGAAAACCUCUAUGCCUUGGUAACCAGUGGCUUUGAGCUCUACCUGUGCUUCAGUCCUCUGGGAACAAAGAGUCUCGCUGUAUCUGCUGUCAACAGACUCCUGAAGUGGAUCAGGAAAGAGGAGGACCGACUGUUUAUACUCAGUCCCUUAACAUACUGAGCCAGUUCAGCACUCCUGAACGCCAGAAACACUAGUGAAUGUGCUCGUACUUGAAUGAAUGAAUGAAUGGUGAUAUAAAGGGCUUGAUUGCUUGUUUGAGGGCUUCUCACACUCAUAAACUGCAGUCGGUGUUAAUCAGGAAGGUCUAAAACUGAGUAAAGAGUAUCUAAUCAUUCCUAUUAGCAGUUGUCAAAGCAUGAAACACAACAUUUAAAGAGACAGUUUACCCAAAAUGAACAUUGUAUACAUUUAUUCCUUCACUUAUUCAAAACCUAUUUGAGUUUCUUCUGUUGAACAGAAAAGGAGGUGUUUAGAAAUAUGCUGUUUGCUGGGACUCAUUGAUUUCCUUCAUUAGCCUUUCCUUGACAUUUUUCAAAAUUCUGUCUUUAUUUAUUCAUCCUCCAUUUUUUUCUGAGUUUUUUUUGUUGAACUCUAAGGUAAAUAUACUGAAGAUUUUUAUUCUCCCAAAACAGCCAUUGACUUAGUAUUUUUAUUCCUGCUAUGGAUGUGGCAGCUUUUUUCCCAACAUUCUUUAGAAUAUCUUGUUUUGGGCUCAACAGAAGAAUGAAAUGCAAAGUUAAAGCCCCUUGAGUGUAAGUAAAUGGUGAAGAAAUGUUCAGUUUUUGGGUGAACUAUCCCUUCAAGGAUAAAUGCUUUUAAGUGCGCCUAUAAUGAAGUAAAAAAAUUGAAGGAGGUAGAUAAAAUCUUAUAAAUGCUCACAAUGUUGCAUUCUGAACAUCUAGACCUCUGCUUUUUAAUUAUUGAGUAGACCUGCCACUGUUUCAACUUUACAUCAGAUGUUUUAAAUCAGCUAAGGUAAAGCUAUAGUUCACCCAAAAAUGAAGAUCAUCAUUCACUCACCCUUGUACUGUUCUUAUGUCUCUACCCCCCCCCCCUUUUUUUUCUGUAUAAGAGUAGCCAACAGCCACAAGCACAGCUGCUUGUUUACAUUUUUGCAGUUAAUUACCAUACAUUGAUAUACUUGCAUCUCAAUGGGAAUACUCCUGCAUUUUUUCAUCACAGCAGAAAGUUAUUGCAUGCAUGUGUCAGCUGUCAUUCUGACUUUCAUCCAAUGUGAUGAAACUAUGCUGAUUUCAUCUUUAUUAAUCUUAAUGCAUCUUUUAUAGUCACGUUGAGCAAACUGCCACACUAACGGAGCUCAUGCAUGAAGACAAACAUCUGGUAGAUCUGGUAAUUUAUUGAAUAAUACAUUACAUUUGGGUAACCCAGUGAAUAGUUUAAAUCUAAAUCACACGCAUCAUCUGGGACAAUUCUGUGAUAUUUGUGCAUCUUUUUUAAUAACUUCAUCUUGGUCAAUAAUUAUAGUAUGCACCAUUAUUUUCCUGUUAUUUUUUGCUGAAUAUUUUGUAUUUUGAAUGAGACAAAAGGGCUUAUGGCAUUGCACUAUUUACUUGGAAAAAAAGCGAUUAGUUACUUGGAAAAAAAAAGUGAGUAUAUCCCAUUGGCUUAAAAAAACAAAUUGACUUCACUUAAAGCUAGUAAAUCCUUUGUUUUAAGUUGACUUAAUUUUUAUAAUUAUGUGCAUAGUUGAUUUACUUAAUAAUUUUAAGGCAAUGCAUUUACUCACUUUUUAAAGCACAGUCAAUUACACUGUAAAAGUUAUUUUCUUACCUUGAGUUUUUGUCUUGUUUCUAGUCCAAAUGUCAACAACUUCUUAAAUCAAGAAGCGUUUCUAGACAAGCACAAAUUAUUGUCUUUUUUCCAGAAAUAUUACGUUAAAAUUAAGUGAGUUUUUCUUUUAAAACAAACAAAAUAAUCAGCCAACACUCAAAAACAUAUAAGAUUGUUGGUGCUUGUUCAAACUACUUGUUUAAAAUGAGCUGCAUCAACACAAUUUCAGUGUUUUUUUUACAAUGUAAUUUUGUUUACAAUGUAAACAAUGUUUAUUCAACUUAAAUUUGCAAAAACAAUCAAGUUAACUUAAUCUAUUUAUGUUGGGACAAUAUGAAGGAAUUGUGUAGAACCCUUCUUUUUUUUUUACAGUGAAUGUGGUAAGAAAAAUAAUUUAGUUUUUUUCUCAUUGAUAUACGAUUAUUUUUCUUACCCCAUUUGCAGAUUAUUUUGCUUGUUUUAAGGAUAAACUCACCUAAUUUUAACAUGUUAUUUCUGAAAACAAGACAAUAUUUUUUGCUUAUCUAAAAAAUCCUUCUUGAUUCAAGAUUUUUUAAGUCUUGAUUCAAGACUAUAAACGAGACACAAACCCUAAGUAAAAAAACAACAACAACAUUUCUUGCAUUGUAAUGGCUUUUUACAGCGUGCAAGCGCACCACAGAGUUUAAAUAUGACAGAUAUUUCAUUUUUGGGUGAACUAUCCUUUAAAUAAAUGCUAAUAAUUGCAUUAAUAUGUUAUACUGUGGCCUUUGUAUUUCAUUUCUUUUCAUAAAGGGUUAUAAUAGGUGUAUAAAUAAGCGUAGUGGGACUAAAAGUAUCUUCUUCUCACCAAACUGUGUGUUUAUAACAGGUGUUUAAUUUCAGACAAUACUAACAUGUAGAUGCUCCACAGGUGAAUCGGUCUGUAUUUCUGUCAAAUGUUUGUCAGUGACUGAUCGGGUGAUAUUUAAGUUAAUUUCUGUGGACCAAUCAAUCUGAGGUAAAUAUAACUUGUCGUGUUUAGAUUUUUAGUUUGUUUUUGUUUUUUUUACUAAUGUCUUAAUUUGAAAGAGUAAGAAAAGUGACAUUGUGUGUGCCUAGAGGACCUCUGAAGUGCUUGUGCAUUCAUGUUCUUGUUAUUCCAGUGCUGAAGGAAUUGAAUGUUAAUGAAUCCAGAGGGAAAUUGGUUGUAAUUUUGCACAAAUGGUGGUGGUGACACUUAUGCUUAUGCUUUGACAUCAAUUUAACAAACAUUUAAAGAAAUUAAAUGCAUUUACAAAAGACUUAA
Molecule: messenger RNA, 4759 nt
Organism: Danio aesculapii
Lineage: Eukaryota; Metazoa; Chordata; Actinopteri; Cypriniformes; Danionidae
Gene: mon1a
Product: MON1 secretory trafficking family member A
Exons: 7
Coding region: 283-1860 (525 amino acids)
Biological process (GO): protein targeting to vacuole; vesicle-mediated transport
Source: RefSeq, a predicted model, not a curated record